ACGACAGAUUCUCUCUUAUUGAUGAAGAUCAGUUGAAAAACUAAAAAAACUAGUCCACGGCUGCAGUUAUACCUCGCACUUAUAAUAAACAGCACUACCCUUGGCACGACUUCUCUACAAACUCCACUCGGCUCACACGAGUUGUUGUUUAACGACGGUGCCACAGCAGCUAUUUAUAGUUCUGGAAAGCUCGCAAUAUAUCUGUCUGAUCUUUAAUAAGCGCGUCGGUCUGCUCUGUUGCAGGCAGAAGUGAGCAAAGAGAAAGAAACGUGUCGUCUUGAUCAAUGGUCUCUGAGGCAACACGAGACUCUCAGUUGCCCCGUGCACGAUCCUCGCAUCCUCUCAUUUCCAUUACGCACAGGAGAGCGCUCACAUGCCUCCUGGACGAGCUCUCCUGUCAGAAUGGAGCAGCGCGUAGCAGGAGCCUCGAUGACUGACGAGGAGAACGCGGAGGACGGCGGUGAAUUAGGAGCUUUCCCUGUUAUUAUCACCACAGACAUCAAAUUGUGCUCCAACUCAGAUGUUCCAAGUGUUCCGCUGCUCUGACUACCAUGUCGUGGCUCGCGAUCUCCUACUGCUCCAAAGGCGGAGGAGCGCGGUUUCGUGCCACAAGAAGUUCAAGACUCCCUCCAGGAAAGUCCAUUUAAAUUUUUUGCUCUGUACUUUCGACCCCUUUUUUCCCUUCAACUAAACAUUGGAGUAUUGCCAUCAUGACCGCUGCAUCCUGAGGGGACAUGGAUUUAGAGGUGAAGGAUGUGAACGCUUCGAACUGUUUGCGCAACGAGAGCGACCCCGGGCUGAGCGCGUCCUCCGCUGGAGUCUCCGCUGGAGUGUCCACUGCGCUGGCCAGCGUGCUGAUCUUCACCAUCGUGGUUGACAUCCUGGGCAAUGUGCUCGUCAUCCUGUCCGUGUACAGGAACAAGAAGCUCAGGAAUGCAGGAAACAUCUUCGUGGUGAGCUUAUCUGUGGCAGAUCUAGUGGUGGCGCUGUACCCCUACCCUCUGGUGCUGACUGCCAUCUUCCACAAUGACUGGACCAUGGGUGACCUGCACUGUCAGGCCAGUGGCUUUAUCAUGGGCCUAAGCGUCAUCGGCUCCAUCUUCAACAUCACGGCCAUUGCCAUCAACCGCUACUGCUACAUCUGCCACAGCCUCCACUAUGACCGGCUGUACAGCCUGAGGAACACCUGCUGCUACCUGGGCCUCACCUGGCUGCUCACUGCCCUCGCCACAGUGCCCAACUUCUUCGUGGGCUCCCUGCAGUACGAUCCUCGCAUUUACUCCUGCACGUUCGCCCAGACCGUCAGCUCGUACUACACCAUCUCGGUGGUGAUAAUCCACUUCCUGAUCCCACUGCUGGUGGUGUCCUACUGCUACAUGAGGAUAUGGGUGCUAGUGAUACAAGUGAAACAUCGGGUGAAACCGGAACAACGGACGAAACUGAAACCUAGCGACGUGAGGAAUUUCCUUACUAUGUUCAUGGUGUUUGUGCUGUUUGCUGUGUGCUGGGCUCCACUGAACCUCAUAGGCCUGGCAGUCGCUAUAAACCCGGUGAAAGUGGCGCCCAACAUACCCGAGUGGCUCUUUGUCACGAGCUACUUCAUGGCAUACUUCAACAGCUGCCUCAAUGCCAUCAUAUAUGGACUGCUAAACCAAAACUUCCGCAAAGAGUACAAGACAAUACUCCUCGCUCUUUGCAUCCCGCGUUUGCUCCUCAUGGAGACCUCCAGGUGUGCCACAGAGGGACUGAAGAGUAAGCCUUCGCCAGCCGUGACAAACAAUAAUGUAGCAGAGAUAGAUGUGUGAUAUCUCUGUCAUGUUUUACUUGGCGAGUGGAUGUUUGCCAUGAUUCACCCGGUGCCUUCUCAAGAUGUGUUAUCAUGUUGUAAAGUAGGGGUGUUGUGAUAUACCAGUAUUGAUGAUAAGUGUGAUAUUUAAAAGCUGAAAUAGUGAUCUCAUGUUAAUAAUACACAUAUAAUAAUAUUGUAAGUAAUCCAGCACCAGUGACUAUUUGGUUGACGCACAGACACAAGAACAGUAUUCAGUUAUGGCUACAGGAUGUCUCUCCACCUCCCUACACUCGUAUUUUGAGUGUAAUUCAUUUGCCAAAACACACAAUAAAACAAAGUUAAGGAUGAAUUUGACUGAUAGCAUUGAUCUUUACUCAAAAUGCCUGUAGAUAUAGUGAUAUAUACUGUUAUUCUCAUGAAUUCUUUUAGCCACAAUAACCGUAGAGGGGAACAUUUUGUGACAGCCCUAUCACAAAGAUGCUUCCAUGUUUGGAGAGGACACUGAUGCUAUCAUUCUUUCAGAUGCUGUUCACUCAGAUUUAGAGAAAAAUGUAUCACCAGUACAUUGUUUUCCACUGUGACUGCCUCUCUGUACUCCAUUCAAAGAGAGUCCACAUAACUCGUUAUCAGGGAAAAAGACUGGAGCAAAACAAGUUACCAUUUAGGUCACUGAUGGUCAUCAGCUGUGAAAAAUUGCGCUCUCUACGGAUCAUCCUUACGCACUGUAUAGCCGGUGUUUCUGGAAGGAGAUCUAACUUUUCAGGCCCCAUCCCAGCAUGUGUGCAUCAUGUGCAUAAGAAUGACUCUCUGCCUGUUUGCACAGAUUAAUUCUACGUAGCAAAAAUAAAGUAACUGUAUUUUCUAUUGCCACCAUGACUUUGCACUCUUAAAUGCAGCAUUAAUGAUGGAAAAGCCCCAAGGUUUGUUGUUUCCCUUCAAUGCGAUCCUUAAUCGAAUUAUACAUUUAAAGUUAAGCCCUUUCAUUCAAUGCUUGGAUCAAUUACCAAAGACUUAAUGCUAUUAGUUGGAUUUUAGUGACUGAGAGUGUUAAAACUGGGGCAGCUGCCAAUUUGGAAACACAUGUUAGUUUCAGUCAAAGCUAUAGUGAAGUUUGACUCUCAUGUUUCUUCCUCAGUGUAUAUCAGCGUCUCAGGCUCAUUUUCUCUGGGAAUGUGGGCUUAUUAAUUCACCAUGAGGCUGUUUCACCCUUAGGCUUGUCUCCUGAGCAAGGAUGCCCUUACAAAACACUGAGAAGACUGUGGAAGCUUUUGCUACAGUUUUACCUCAAGAAAAACACUCAUCACAAUGGGCUUUGUGUGUUAAUGGAAAAAUGUGUGCCUUGUUUGUCGGAAAAUUGAGUUCUCAUACAGUUUUUCAGCAGCCGUCCACACAAAACUGUCUUUGAACCAUUUCAUCUAUUGUGCAUACAUAUGUUCAUUGGUAUGAAAAGUUUGAAGCUCCCGGGGCCCUCUUUCAAACCCUGAAUGAUAUGGGAAUCAAAGAAAAGGGGAAGAACAGCUGAUAAACAAAGCUAGCUUUCUUGUUUAUUAAAUGCCCGGGCGACAUGAUACGCAUCAGGAGCCAGAGAUGUAAUUUCGUGAUAGCGCAAGUGUGCCUGAGCACAUGUCACCCAGGCUGAGAUGAGCUCUGACAGCCUCCCAGCAUAACUUCCACCCAGCAAACAAACUAUGAGCAGUUCACCUCACAGGGAAGCUCCAAGAUGUCAAUGUGACACAUUCUUGAUAUGAUGCACUGUUACUGGAAUGUUAAAGAGAUUACACAUUCUCAUUGUGGAACUCAGGAUUUGUGUAUGUACUAUUCUCAGCAUAUUUCACAUUUACCUACAGAGCGACUGUCUGGCUCUUGUAUUCUGCUGCUGCAGCUAAGCCUGGGUAGUUUGCCUGAUGUUUGACUAAAUUAAACCAUUAGUGGGUGAUCAUAAAUGCAAGAAUAGGUAUGUGGAUCCGUGAGGGAGUUCAGUUCAGCACGCAACCACUCAAGCUGUCUUAGAGCGCCAGAAAUGCCAUCAAGUUGCACACAAAAUGGCACACAACUGUUUGGUCCUGCGUCUUACAAAUCAAUCUCUGUGAUGUGGAAGAAAGAAGCAGUCCACAUGCCAGUGCAAGGUCAGCCUCAGAUGAGUGGCUAAAGUGGCUCAAGGGAAAAUGACAGCGUCGACUCCACCACACCAAAGAGUCACAGACUAAUGGCUGGGUCAUCCUUUUUCCUUCUCGUCUCACCUUCCACUCAUCAUUCUCUUCUUUUCCUGCUCCAUUUCACCUGCAUCUUUCUAUCUCCUACACAUAUAUACACACAUUUAUACUAGUUCAUCUCAACAAAUAGAGACUUUACUCCAACGGGUAUACUUAAAACAUUCUACUUUGUGUGUAGUGAGUGUAGAGUAAAAUUAAUUUUUAUUUUCUUAAGUAACUGAUGGAAAAUGUUUAACUUUCUUGUUUAAUUUUAAGUUGUUGAGAUGCACUGGUGUAUGCCUUCUUGUUGAGAAUUAAAUAAGAAGGAAGCUGACUGGUAGGCUUAUUAUGUAAAUCACAACCAAGAAAUGCGUACCUUAGCAUAGAACUGGAAUUUUUGUUCAUUAUCCAAAUUUUAACCAGGAAAUGCUUAGUGUAGCUUAGCUUAGCUUAGCUUACCAUGGAAUUUGAAUUUCUGUUUAUUAUCCAAACUAUCACCAGGAAACGCUUAGCUUAGUUUAGAAUUGUUGGAGGCAACAGCAAUAUAAAACAGCUCUGUCGAAAGGGUUAUCAGUCUUAUAACCAACUACAGUAUAUCUCUUUUUUUUGAGCCAAAACUAUUUUGACAUGCUACAUAUUUAGCAUAAAGAUAUGAGAGGGCUAUCUAUCAUAUAAUCACUCCACAAGAAACAAAUGUCAAACUAUUUCUUCACUGCAUCUGUAAAUUUGUCCACUCUGACAUAAGCAGAUCGGUAUUUAGGCUAUGAUUUAGAAACUCUUAAAUGUAGCAUUUUAUAAAAUAAUCAUUGAUUUUUCAUUGCAGACAUAUUGAUAAAAGAGCCUGUGGCUAUAGUUGAUGUUACUGAUUAGAUGAAUCCAAAGGAAAAUCAACUGACUGGCUUAAAUGAUCCAUCCAUGCAUCCUGUCUGUCCUGUGAUUUAAUAUGAAGGGCAAUAUCCUGUGAAGACAGUUUCCUUACAGUAAUGUUCAGGGACAGCAUGAUAUACGCAGGCUGCCCUCUGCUAUAAGAUCCUUCAUAACUCAUGUCUUUAUUUUGCCAGUUCCAUGUAUGUGUGUGGUCCUGUCUCGCCUUGACUCACAUGGUCUUCAUAGGUAGUUUUACAGGCCUAUGGUUUCUCUGUAACACCAGCUCUAUCAUUUGCUUUUGCUUUGGCUGCUACUAUGCAUCUCAAGUAAGCGGAAAACCAAGUCACACCAUAUCUUACACCGUAUUUUAUGUCAUAUACAUUGCAGGUAUUCUUGUCAUCUUCUUCUGUAAAUAUCUCUGAAAGCUCUGUGCAGCGCUUUAUGUCACUGAGUAUUUAUUCCCAGAACUUGACCAAGUGGAACAAACUUGAACCUGUUUGUGGUGACGACCCUCUCCCCCCGCCAUCGUUUUGUGUUUACUUGCUUAUUUUUUCCCUCCUCACGUGUGCACGAGAGGCCCCCACAGACACAAAUCAUCUGCGGGAGAUAAAGAUUAUACCCACAGCAGCAGAACUCUGCCACAAAUGCGGUUAACGCAAAAUAGGUGAGCAAUGAGGCAUUAUACGACCGAACGCUAGCAUGACAUGAUGGGUUUUCACCCGCUGGAUGAAACUAGACGUUCCCUCUGUCUCUCUCUCUCUCUGCACAGAGGAAUUUCUACAGCCCUCGCACAUCAUUGCAUUUUACAGCAGUGGGGUCUCACUGUGGGCCUGCUGCUACAAUAGCAAGUCUGGUAAUGGAUUUGUGCAUUGAGUUUAGCGCUGCCUGUGUUCUCAUGCAUAUAAUGUGUUCCUACAUGUCCCGUUGGGCUGUGGGUCACAGUACUGCCAGGAGGUUUUAGGUGUUUUGAGUCCUAUAGGAAGAGAGCAAGAAAUGGGGGAUGAUGGCAGUUAUUUGCUUUUAUUUAUGGACUGAAUCAUAUACACCAGGGGGGAUUACAGAAUAAUCUCUGAAUGUUUAAUUAUUUCUACUUGACAAAAUAUUCUCUUGCUCCCCAUUUGUUGACAGUAUCUUUACUGUUUAAGUGAUGAUGAACUUGGGAGAAGUUCAGUUCAACACAAAUACCCCACUCACUGAAAAAUACAACAAUGAUAAAUCUGUAUUUCUGAUGGAAUGAUGUCUUCAGGGGGAAGAUUUACAGCUGGGUGCUGUAGAACUAGUUUAAGGUGCUUUAUUGGCAGUUUCACAGUUCAGUAGUUCACAAGGUACGUAAGAAUUAAAUCCCCUCAGAUGGAAAUUGUCCUACCCCAUAAAUAUAACUCUGGUCUCUCAAUACACUGAAUUUGUAUUUGAACUUUUCUUUUAUCUGUGCAUUUGUUGUAAAAAUGUUGCACCUCAGACAGUUAAUUGAAUGAAAUAACCUCACAGACAAAUAAUAGGAGGCACUGCUUUUUUUAAUAGGUCAUUUCAAGGCAAAAAAUGACAACCCUUGGUUAUUUAUUAUGAUUUUUAUUUGAAAUCUUAAUUUGUUGUGAAGCAAAGAGUACAAUAUUUGUGGAGUAAACAUUUGAAAAGGGAAGUACUCAAGUAAAAUGCAAAUACCUCAGAGAUUUGGUAAAUGUACUUGCUUACUUUCCACCACUGUAUCCUUCUAAGAGCAAAAUACUUGCUGACAUGAAUGAAAGCUACUCAGAGUCUUCACCCUUGGCAGGAGUUGCACAUGCAGCAAAUGAUAAAGCUAUGAAUAGCAGAGACUAUUUUUGAAGCGUUUUAAUUCUUCGCUCUCAUUUCAAAUGGAAACUUCAUUUGCAGCAGCGGUUCCCUGUUAGGACACUGAAUAUUUUCUGAAGGACAGUUGCUGGGUCAAAAACAACAGGUGUGGACUGCAGAGCGCCUCACGCCUGACUAUGGGUGACAUAUACAGUGCAAAAGGCUGAGAAGUCCAGACACAGCGAAGCCAUGAGAAAAGUUAUUACAAGGUCGAAGAUCAGGAUCCACGAGGAAGGACAACUUUGUACUGAACUUCCAAGGACAGACCCUGUUGACCCAAUCUACGCACUGUAAUUCCACUGAGAACUCAACGUUCACAAAAGCUUCCAUUUUAGAACUGGUUGGUUUAUUAGAAUCGUUAAUCCCAUCAUAACAAGGAGGACAUGCGCUUCUAGUGACUGCUCUGUCUCUGUCUUCUGUGGUUUGUGGUCUAUUCCCAAAGCGUGCAGCAAUAACCCAUCUUAUUAAUUCUUAGCUCUGCAUCUGUUUCCAGAGAAAAUAAAAUUCCAGUAUAUUGGGAGGAUGCAGUUUUGGUAUGAAAUAAUUACGGAUGUCCUGUUUAUGAAGAAAGGUCAUGGUUUAUUUUAUAAUUAUUCCUCAGUCUAAUGAUUGUCCAGUGACGUCUCAUGGGCGUCUAGUAUGUUUCUGACAUCUGAGUUAUCUCCAGUCACACUAAAGAGGGACUUCACAUCUAAGCCUAAAGAGCAAAAAUUGAAAUUAGAUAAAAAUCCAAGACAUUUUGUUCCCUACUUUUGUGUCUCGUAAAUCAUCUCAUGGCACAACAGAUUUAUCCUCUGGUCCUUUAGUAGGGACUCAGUCCUUAGGUUGGGAACCACAAGGACAAAACUGAACAGAUGAAUACUAAUAAUGAACAAAACAAUUUGACAUUCAGUGUUAGUCAUUCUCUGCAAAAGUACUUGCUUUGAAGUAUAUUUUGCAGAUAAUGCUUUAAUAAGUAACUCAAUAAUAAUAGAACAGAGAAAAAAACACAUAAAUUGCAAUUCCAUGUUAACACAAUGGUAUUUCUGUGAUUAUGUUAAAUUGCAAAUUAUUGCAAGAAAUGCAAUUUAAUAUUUAAAAAUAGCAAUUCAACCUUUAAAAUGCAUUACUUUCAUUUUAUAUUAAUAUUAUUACAGUUUCGACUUGAGUAAAUGAUCCCAAUACUUGUUACACCAUUAAAUGUCUCUUUUAAGGGGGAUGAAACAUUAUUUCACACAUUUUUAAAAUAAAACUGACACUCACUAACACUUUUAAAUGAAAAAAAAGUAUCUGAUUGCAUGUAUUUACAAAAGUAUCAAAUUUUCUGAUGCGAUUAUACUGUUUGUGAUGAGAAAAAGUGUUUUUGGCUGAAAAUGUGACAUAAAUAUAAUAGAAAAAAUGAUGUAUGUCAGAAUGUGGUGUUGGGGAUUGAUGGCAGGUUUGCUCCAGAUUCAAGGUGAAGAUAAACAUUGUUUGAAACAAAGAGCACAUGAGAUGAAUAAAUCCAACUGACAGUUUUAUUGCACAGUUGAA
Molecule: messenger RNA, 8190 nt
Organism: Amphiprion ocellaris (clown anemonefish)
Lineage: Eukaryota; Metazoa; Chordata; Actinopteri; Pomacentridae
Gene: mtnr1c
Product: melatonin receptor 1C
Exons: 2
Coding region: 735-1805 (356 amino acids)
Biological process (GO): G protein-coupled receptor signaling pathway
Cellular component (GO): membrane
Molecular function (GO): melatonin receptor activity
Source: RefSeq, a predicted model, not a curated record